Messenger RNA from Culicoides brevitarsis, 1196 nucleotides. It is a transcript of the gene TrpRS-m, whose product is annotated as tryptophan--tRNA ligase, mitochondrial. The record is from RefSeq and is a predicted model, not a curated record. Gene Ontology annotation, cellular component: mitochondrial matrix; mitochondrion. Bases 55 to 1185 code for a protein of 376 amino acids. Gene Ontology annotation, biological process: mitochondrial tryptophanyl-tRNA aminoacylation. Gene Ontology annotation, molecular function: tryptophan-tRNA ligase activity; ATP binding. NCBI's taxonomy places the organism in Eukaryota, Metazoa, Arthropoda, Insecta, Diptera, Ceratopogonidae. The transcript has 2 exons.
AACUCAUAAAGUAACAAAAAAUUGAAUUACAUAAAUUUUCGAUAUAAAUUUACGAUGAUUACACGUAAAAUUCUUAAAAAUCUCUCAAUUAAGAGCAAAACAGGUCAAUUAUGGUAUUCGACAAAGUUGUCAAAGAAGAAAGAACCUGAAUUUCCGAAGAAAAUAUUUUCGGGUGUUCAACCAACAGGAGCUCUUCAUAUCGGCAAUUACUUUGGAGCGAUAAAACGAUGGGUUGAUUUGCAAAAUUCAGGAGAAAAUGUAACAUAUUCUGUUGUAGAUCUGCACAGCAUUACAUUGCCUCAAGAUCCAAAAGUGCUUCGAGAUAAUACAAUGAAAUUGACGGCAACUUUACUUGCAUGCGGAAUCGAUCCGAAAAAGGCGACGUUGUUUUUACAAUCUUCCGUACCUCAACACACAGAGCUUUCAUGGAUUUUGGGAUGUUUAACGACAAUGACUCGAUUAACACAUUUACCGCAGUACAAAGAAAAGUCAGCAACUCUGAAGGAAAUUCCAUUAGGACUUUUUAUGUAUCCCGUAUUGCAAGCUGCUGACAUCAUGUUGUAUAAAGCAAGUCACGUUCCUGUUGGCGAAGAUCAAGUUCAGCAUUUGCAACUUGCAAUGCAUUUGGCAAAAAUAUUCAACAACAAAUACGGAUUUACAUUUCCGCAAUGUCAACCAAUUAUUGCUGAUGAUCCAAGUGCUCGUCUAAAGUCAUUGCGAGAUCCAACGAAAAAAAUGUCAAAAUCUGAUUCAGAUCCUAAAAGUUGCAUUUAUCUCACAGACUCUCCGAAAGAAAUUUUAAAUAAAAUUAAGAAAGCUGUCACAGAUUGCACGUCAGAAGUCGCUUUCGAUCCGAUAAACAGAUCAGGCGUGGCAAAUUUGAUCACAAUUCACAGUUUAGCGAGCAAUUUAAGUCCCGAAGAGAUUUGUGAGAGCGCAAAAGAAAUAGAUACGGGAAAAUACAAACCUAAAGUUGCUGAAGCUCUUAUUGAACAUUUGAAUCCAAUAAGGGAGAAAAUUGAAGAUUAUCUGAAACAUCCGGAAUAUUUAGAACAAGUCCUUUCAGAAGGAGGCGAAAGAGCAUCAAAUUUUGCCGAAGAAACGUUAAGCGAAGUUAAAGAAAAAAUUGGAAUUGCUAACUUGAAUUUAACGAAAAGUAGAAUUAGCUUAAAAAAUGUUUGUUAAAUAAAUUUCAA